This is a messenger RNA of Sphaeramia orbicularis (orbiculate cardinalfish), 891 nucleotides long. RefSeq names its product engrailed homeobox 1a (gene en1a). The transcript has 2 exons. The record is from RefSeq and is a predicted model, not a curated record. Gene Ontology annotation, biological process: multicellular organism development; regulation of transcription by RNA polymerase II; neuron differentiation. Gene Ontology annotation, cellular component: nucleus. The coding region runs from base 1 to 891 and encodes 296 amino acids. NCBI's taxonomy places the organism in Eukaryota, Metazoa, Chordata, Actinopteri, Kurtiformes, Apogonidae. Gene Ontology annotation, molecular function: RNA polymerase II cis-regulatory region sequence-specific DNA binding; DNA-binding transcription factor activity, RNA polymerase II-specific.
AUGGAGGAGCAGCGGGAUCUGAACAGCUCGGACAGUAGUGAACCGGAGAGCGUGUCCCCGGCUCCCAGCAUGCCCUCGCCGCCCAUUCUGCCGCUGCAGGUCGCGCAGCAGGCCCACAGAACCACCAACUUUUUCAUCGAUAACAUUCUGCGACCGGACUUCGGUUGUAAGAAAGAGCUCGGUCUGGGGGGCCCGCGGGACCGAGAGCGGGCGGCGCACGGCUCUGGACCCCGGGAGCACCGCGUCCACCCGGCGGUCAGCAGGCCGAGCCUCCCCGGGACGCCGUGCCAGGACUCCAACUGCAGCAGCGACAGCACCUCCUCCACCGCCUCCUCCGCCUCCUUGGCCAGUCCCAAAAAAAGCAGCAGCGGCGGAGCAGGAGGAGCCGCCGCUGCGUCCACCGGCGGCGGCGGUGUCAAAGCCGAGGAGAGGACGGCAGCGGCUGCCGCGGAAAACACCGGCUCCUCGCUGGUGGUGCUGAACGGCUCCGCGGCCCCCACACCUGAGAGCCAGCCGCUGCUGUGGCCCGCCUGGGUCUACUGCACCCGGUACUCGGACCGGCCCUCAUCUGGCCCAAGGACACGGAAACUGAAAAAGUCCAAAAGCGGCAAAGAGGACAAGCGGCCGCGCACGGCCUUCACGGCGGAGCAGCUGCAGAGACUGAAGACCGAGUUCCAGGUCAACCGGUACAUCACGGAGCAGCGGCGGCAGAGUCUGGCCCAGGAGCUAAACCUCAACGAGUCCCAGAUCAAGAUCUGGUUCCAGAACAAACGGGCCAAGAUCAAAAAGGCCAGUGGCUUCAAGAACGGGCUGGCGCUGCAGCUGAUGGCGCAGGGACUGUACAACCAUUCCACCACCACCAUCCAGGAGGACAAGGAGGACAGCGACUGA